Molecule: messenger RNA, 1293 nt
Organism: Plasmodium gallinaceum
Lineage: Eukaryota; Apicomplexa; Aconoidasida; Haemosporida; Plasmodiidae
Product: elongation factor 1-alpha, putative
Exons: 1
Coding region: 1-1293 (430 amino acids)
Biological process (GO): translation; translational elongation
Molecular function (GO): translation elongation factor activity; GTPase activity; GTP binding
Source: RefSeq, a predicted model, not a curated record
AUGGGAAAAGAAAAAACACAUAUUAAUUUAGUUGUUAUUGGCCAUGUCGAUAGUGGAAAAUCAACUACCACAGGUCACAUUAUUUACAAAUUGGGAGGUAUAGAUAGAAGAACUAUUGAAAAAUUUGAAAAGGAAUCAGCUGAAAUGGGUAAAGGUAGUUUCAAAUAUGCAUGGGUUUUAGAUAAACUUAAAGCAGAAAGAGAAAGAGGUAUUACUAUAGAUAUUGCUUUAUGGAAAUUUGAAACCCCAAGGUAUUAUUUCACUGUUAUUGAUGCACCAGGUCACAAAGAUUUUAUCAAAAAUAUGAUUACUGGUACAUCUCAGGCUGAUGUUGCUUUGUUAAUAGUACCAGCUGAAGUUGGUGGAUUUGAAGGUGCAUUCUCUAAGGAAGGUCAAACAAAGGAACAUGCUUUAUUAGCUUUUACAUUAGGUGUUAAGCAAAUUGUUGUAGGUGUUAAUAAAAUGGAUACAGUUAAAUAUUCAGAAGAGAGAUAUGAAGAAAUUAAAAAAGAAGUUAGAGAUUAUUUAAAAAAAGUUGGAUAUGCAGCAGAUAAAGUUGAUUUUAUACCAUGGUAUAAGGGAAGAACAUUAAUUGAAGCNUUAGAUACUAUGGAACCACCAAAGAGACCAUAUGAUAAACCAUUAAGAAUUCCACUUCAAGGUGUUUACAAGAUUGGAGGUAUAGGUACAGUACCUGUAGGUCGUGUUGAAACAGGUAUAUUAAAAGCUGGAAUGGUUUUGAAUUUUGCUCCAUCAGCAGUUGUUUCUGAGUGUAAAUCAGUUGAAAUGCACAAAGAAGUUUUAGAAGAAGCAAGACCAGGUGAUAAUAUUGGUUUUAAUGUUAAAAACGUAUCUGUCAAAGAAAUUAAAAGAGGAUAUGUUGCUUCAGAUACAAAGAAUGAACCAGCUAAAGGAUGUGCAAAAUUUACAGCACAAGUUAUUAUUUUGAAUCAUCCAGGUGAAAUUAAAAAUGGGUAUACGCCAGUCUUAGAUUGUCAUACAUCUCACAUCUCAUGUAAAUUCGUAAAUAUUGAUUCUAAAAUAGAUAAACGUUCAGGUAAAGUAGUUGAAGAAAACCCAAAAGCAAUUAAGUCUGGAGACUCAGCUUUAGUUAGUUUAGAACCAAAAAAACCUAUGGUUGUUGAAACAUUUACAGAAUAUCCACCAUUAGGUAGAUUUGCUAUUCGUGAUAUGAGACAAACUAUUGCCGUAGGUAUUAUUAAAUCAGUUGAAAAGAAAGAGCCAGGAGCUGUAUCUUCAAAUAAACCUGCCAAAACUGGAGCAAAAAAAUAA